Molecule: messenger RNA, 1995 nt
Organism: Colletotrichum fioriniae
Lineage: Eukaryota; Fungi; Ascomycota; Sordariomycetes; Glomerellales; Glomerellaceae
Source: RefSeq, a predicted model, not a curated record
AUGGCGGAGACCGAAAGCCCAAAGGCCAUGGAUCUCCCAAAGGGCUUUACGCCCUUGAGCGACUUCGUUCAGUUGAAGGCCCCCCCUCAAAGUAUCGUGAAUGUCAUUGGUCUCGUCAAGGAUUUCCGUCGCCCGAUUGUUACUACCGGAAAAGAUUAUAAAUGUCAAAUGAGUCUCAUUGACAUGUCUCUAUCGAAUGAGUCUGAGGGACAAGACGUGAACCUCGUAAUCUUCCGGCCUCCAGGAGACAUGCCCACUGUCAAAAGCGGCGAUGUUGUUGUUGCUCAUCAAGUAAAGCAAACGCCAGCCCCGUCAAAGCCAUCCGCCACAGACGAAAAACGAACCCCAGCACCCAUAGAGGGGCAGUACAUCUCUUGGCUGUACCACAACAUCGACAAGACGGAAAUUCCUGACCCUGAAGUGUUUGAAAUCCAAGCCAACCAAUCGCUCAAUAUAAAGAACAAGCUGUGCGAGUUGCAGGAUGUUCGGGAUGGCAAGUUCCAUGAUCUCAUCGUCCAGGUUGUCAAAGAUCCACACGAAUUCGGAGACAAGGUGACACUGUACGUCUCGGAUUACACGGAGAAUUCCGGCUUCUUUCACUACACCAACAAGCGCCUGGACACUGAUGGUGGUCGAGACGGUGACCCGUACGGCUAUACCCAUGCUAAGACUCGGAAGUCCAACUCGGAAAUCCAGUCAGAGGGGCCUUUUGGCAAGCAAACCAUGCAAAUCACUUGCUGGAAUCCUCAUGCCACUAUCAUCCGAGAAAGAAGGAUCAAAAAGGACGAUUGGGUUCGCUUGCUCAAUGUCCAGAUCAAGUAUGGAUCCAACGGGCAGAACCUGGAGGGAUUCCUUCGAGAGGACCGGAAUGCAUUCAAAAACAAGAUCUGUGUCGAUAAGGUGGAUAUGCCGGAAGAAGGAGAGUUAAUGGAUCCCCACGUCAAGAAUGCCCUCAGAAGGAAGCGAGAUUACGAGAAGCAACUCAAAGCUGAGUCCAAAGAAACGAAAUCCGCAAAAGGAACGGACAAGAAAAGGCCGGCGGUAGACCAGCCGGAGCAAAAACCUCGGAACGCCAAGCAACGUCGAGCAUUGAAACGAAAUCAAGUUGCAGGGAAGGAGAAGGAAACUGGAAAGGAGGCGGGCGAAGACAAGGAAAUCGAAACACCGCCAGACCUCAACAAGCAAGUGGUAUGCGAGAAUCACGAUGAGCCGGCUGUCGACGUGGCUGCCAUCCUCGAACCAGCAACACAGGAGUUCAUCUUCCAAAACGCGCCUCUGAUUGUCAAACUUCCUUUCCACGACGCACAGUAUCGGACCCAUGUUCGCAUAGUCGACUUCCAUCCUCCCAGGAUACAGGAUUUUGCUUGUGUUCGCAAGCAAAACGAAUACGACGUACUGUCCGACUUUUCUGGUACAGACUCGGAGAAUGAUGAUGACGAUGACGACGAAGAAGGACGUCCAACCAUCGACAAGUAUGUGAGCACGAGCGAGCAGAACUGGGAGUGGCGAUUUGCUCUGUGUCUCCAGGAUGCCACCGCAGCCAAGGACCCCAAAACACGAGAGAAGAAGACGAACAAAUUCUGGGUUGUGGUGGAUAACAUGGACGCCCAGCUCCUGACAGGCCUUGACGCAUGCGACUUCCGCACCAACGCGGGCGUUUUGUCCCAGCUGCGUGAGAAAAUGUUCAUCCUCUGGGGAGACCUCGAAGAGAAGAAGACCAAGAAAUUGGCCGAGCAGGGCAAGAAGCAAAAGGCCAACGUUGGAAAGAAGAAGAAGAACAGCGACCGACCCCCUGAUUCCGACGACGAGGGUGCGGGUGCGGGCGGGGCGUCCAAGAUGGGGAAGGAAAUCAUCUCGAACCGUCCCUUCACUUGCUGCAUACGUCAGUAUGGCAUCCAAGUCAAGGAGCCAGACAGCGAGAAGGCAGAUGCAGGGACAGGACAGAGAUGGCAGCGAAUGUAUGGGCUUUUCGGAACCAAGAUAUGCGGUCACUAG